Trypanosoma conorhini is the source of this 918-nucleotide messenger RNA. Its product is annotated as NUDIX hydrolase. The transcript has a single exon. NCBI's taxonomy places the organism in Eukaryota, Euglenozoa, Kinetoplastea, Trypanosomatida, Trypanosomatidae. Gene Ontology annotation, molecular function: coenzyme A diphosphatase activity. The record is from RefSeq and is a predicted model, not a curated record. Bases 1 to 918 code for a protein of 305 amino acids.
AUGGCCGCGGCUGGGGCGACCCAUUUGUUGCCGCGCACCACAUCGGAGUGGGUUGCGCUGCUGAAGAGGGCAAUGCAGCUGCGACCGGAUGAGCUGCACAUUCCUGAACAUUUCUACGUCAGAGACCUCCACACAGGGAGCCGCUAUUCGCACCUGUGGGACCCACUGCAGAAGCAGUGUCGUCGUGAGGGCGCCACUUUGGUCCUCCUCUCGCCACCCUCUGAGUUCACAGGGGGAGGGUUUCAGGAGAUGUGCAUUACACUCACGAAGCGAACGUCAAAUCUUCGCUAUCAUAAAAAUCAGAUCUCAUUUCCCGGCGGCGGGGUGGAGCAUGGCGAGGCGCCUGUAGCCGCCGCCCAGCGGGAAACCAUGGAGGAGGUGGGCAUCGGUGCCUCAUCGUACAGUGUCAUUGGCAACUUGCAUCCGAGUUACUCGCUUGACGGCGGAUACAAAGUGUUUCCCGUAGUUGCAGUUGCCGACACUGCCGUUGAGCCAAUCUGCAAUUGUCCGGAUGAAGUGGCUUCCAUCCACUACCUACACCUCUCUCGUCUUUUGCUGGACUCGGCGCGAACGCACUGCCGCCUUAUCAAAUGGUACUCUAGCAGAAGCCCAAAGCCUGCCCAUUUUCCUUGUUUCUUUGCCGGUAGCUCGCAGUCCGUGGCAAGCGGUGAUGUCUGCCCCUCACAAAAUACACCGUCAAUUCCAGAAGAUGGCGGUUUUUUGCCCAUGCUAGAGGAGGAUUUUCCUGGCGAACUCGUGUGGGGAAUAACAUCGUUCGCCACAUGUGAACUUUUAAUGCGUCUCGCCAAAGCGCUCGCAUUGAGUAAACCCGGUGAAAUCCAGGCGAUGGAUUUACUGAAGUGCAGUUCCGUUGUUGCCCGCUGCCCAGAGGGUUCACGGCGGGGGAAAAACGCGUAG